GGCUGCUUCAGGGUCGCGAGCGAGCGUGGGUUCUGGCUGCUCGCCUUCUUCGGAACUUUCCACGCCUGUCCGGCGAACUGGGGGCGAGGUGAUAGCGAUGUCCUCGGUGCAAGUGCUUUAUCCUCCCAAGAUCCACCACGGCGUGCUUAGCCCGGGGUUCCCCAAAGAUGAGCCGGCUCAGGGGAAGGCGACCUUGGAGACACGCUAUGGCCUGGGGGCAUUGAUCGGCAGCGGCGGCUUCGGCACGGUAUACGCCGGCACGCGGCUCAGCGAUUCUCUCCCAGUGGCGAUUAAAUAUGUUGCCAAGGAGCGAGUCUUGCAAUUCCAGCACAUGAAUGGUACGCUUGUCCCUCUGGAAGUCCUUUUGCUGAAGAAGGUGUCAUCCCCAGGUUGCCGAGGCAUUGUCCGCCUCCUGGAUUGGUUUGAGCAGCCUGACUCCUACUUCAUAGUUAUGGAGCGGCCCCUCGUGUCUCAGGACCUGUUUGAUGUCAUCACAGACCGGGGCCCACUCCCUGAAACCUUAGCUGCCAGUUAUUUCCAGCAGGUGGUCGAGGCAGUGCACCAUUGCCACCUGUGUGGUGUUUUGCACCGGGACAUCAAGGAUGAGAACAUCCUGGUAGACCUUCUACAGGGUGAACUAAAGCUCAUAGACUUUGGCUCAGGUGCAUUGCUUCGGGAGUCUCCGUAUACUGAUUUUGACGGCACUAGGGUAUACAGUCCUCCUGAAUGGAUAAAAUACCACCGGUACCAUGGCUUACCUGCAACUGUGUGGUCGUUGGGAGUACUGUUAUAUGAUAUGGUGUGUGGAGACAUCCCUUUUGAACGUGAUGAGGAGAUCCUCAUUGGAAAACUUCACUAUCAUUGCAGGGUGUCUUCAGAGUGCCGUCACUUGAUUGAGUGGUGCCUCUCUCUGGCCCCAGAAAAGCGACCUUCCCUGGAGCAGAUCCUGGCACACCCCUGGCUCCUUGCCUUCUUAGAGAAGAAUGGACGCAAAGUGCAGCAGCCCACAGUCCCGAAAGCUGGCACUAGCCUGUGACUAUGGUGGCCUCUGGACAGCGUUGGGGCAGCCUGUCACAGAGCGGACACAUGCACCUGGGCUUCUCCUGCUGCAACAGGCUGAUGUGUGUGUGAUCACUGCCUCUUUAUUCCUGCUGAUUGUUGAGCUGUUUGCCCCUGGCACAGAUAUUGCCGCUGGGGGCAACUCGUGAAAUCCUAGGUCAGUGGCAGCAACCCUGCCUAACCAACUAGACAGUGGGGCUGGCAUGCAGUCCUAUCCAAGACAACGUAGAGACCAAUGGGCACUGUGCUGUUUACACAAGGACUCUCUGCUCACCCUCAGCACUGGUGAGGAACAGAAGAGUGACCCCGGGCAAGCAGUGUCUCAAGGCUUCCACUCUGGCUUUCUCCUGUACACUUGGAUCAGUACUGGAGCUUAGAGGACCCCAGAACCUCCCUGAAGCAGCAGGACUGGAUUAACGUUUUAUUGCAUUUGUGAAUUUGAUGAUGUCCCUGCAGCUUCUAUUUAUUUAGCGAGAUGUUCCUUUAAGUGCCCUGGCUGUUUCCUCUUUUGGUUAUGCCUAGCACCUGCCUUCCCUGUCUUUGGGCGUAAAAAUGCUUUUUCUUGGUCUUGCUGGAAAGCAACAUAUGGAUACAGUCCUAUCUCCCCUCCCUAGCCCUCAUUUCCAUUCCUGUCCAGCCAUUCCAAGUAAGACCCCAGCCUCAGUGCUUGGCCUGGUUUCUUUCUUUCUUUCCCUCUGUCUAGGCUGAGGUGCGGAGAGGAUCUUGCCUCAUCAACAAGGGGAAACUGGGAGUCAGACUAUUCCACAGGUGCAAGAAAAGUAAAUGUAUUGAAAUAGCAACCAGAAGCCUCUUCUGUGCUAAGGGGGACCUCAGUUUGGUUGGCAAGCCACUACUUGGAUGGAAUGUGAUCAAAAUGGGGACUUGUGCAAUAUGUUGUAGAUAUUUAGGCCACUAGCUGCUUGGAGACUCUUCUGUUCCUGUUAAAGACAGUUUCAAGCUCUUUGUAGAGUGCUUGGCUCUUCUCACAGAUCAAUAGGUCACUACUUGUCCUGAGUCUGGCCAGAACUUGGAGAAGAUCCAGGGCCCUUUUUUGAUUGCGUUCCAUCAAAGAGGUGGCUGGUGAAGGAAGGGGAGGUUCUCUGUUUUUAGUACAAAAGAAGCUUGAUGCCACUUAAUCUGUAAGCUUGACAUUACUUGCAGCUGUGGCUUGUUUCUUGUGCCUGUGUGUGUUAGUGUUAGUUAUGCUAAGGGGACAGCAGGAGCCUAUGCAUCGACCUUGAAUCUGGAAUGCAUGUAGCCCUUAUGUGACCUGACUUAAUUAGGCCAAAGCAUUAUUUUCUCUUAAUAGGAGGCUGUAUUUUGAAGGGGUGGUGGUAGGGGCUUUAUCGGUCCCUCACACUAGUCCUAGGGCAGGGGUAGGCAAACUUGGCCCUCCAGCUGUUGUUGAACUGCAACUCCCAUCAUCCUCAGCCACAAUAAAUCUGUGGCUGGGGAUGAUGGGUUUUGCAGUUAAAUAACAGUGGGAGGGCCAAGUUUACCCACCCCUGCCCUAGAGGGAGUUCAGGUGGGUUUUUUUUUAAAAGAAAGUGACUAAUGCCCAGUCUCUUGAUUAUUUUUUUUUAUCUUUCCAAGCCUGAGGGGGAAGGACAAACCAUUUCCUGAUAAAGUUGUUUUCUCUCAUCACAGUAGAAUUCAUGUUUAUUAACUCAGCAGGGAGUGGAGGGGAGGAGGAAAAGGAUACUGGCUCCAUGGACAGAUAAUUAGCUGCUGUCAGGAGGGCAGGAAGGAUCCAUCCCGUUCUUCAGGUAGCCUGUAACUUCAGCUUCGCCACCAGUCUGAGAUGAUUGAGAGUCAAAUAGACUAAAAGUGCCUUAUUCCUUUAACUCGAGCUUUCUUGCACUGCCUUUCUGACCUCCGCACUAGUGGAGCAUGAGGCAGAGUAUCGGCUAAGGGAAGGGGUGCCAUAAGUCCGCAUCCAGCCUGAGAAAGCCCCAGCAUCAAUUUCUGAGCUUGCUACCUUUGGCAACAUAGCUUAAGAGUAUUUAUAUGCCUGUUCAGGAUUUGAUCUGUGUAUUUGUGGGUGGGAGUUUUUUGUGCUGUUUUGUUACUGCCUCUCCCGCACGUGUGUGCGGCCACAUAACAUAAUGCCUCGCCCGUUAGGGCUCCAGCAUCAACAAAACCCUUUGGGAUUAAAACACUUUUAUAAGAAAGGAAAA
Messenger RNA from Hemicordylus capensis (graceful crag lizard), 3236 nucleotides. Its product is annotated as serine/threonine-protein kinase pim-3-like. NCBI's taxonomy places the organism in Eukaryota, Metazoa, Chordata, Lepidosauria, Squamata, Cordylidae. Gene Ontology annotation, cellular component: cytoplasm. Gene Ontology annotation, biological process: regulation of mitotic cell cycle; negative regulation of apoptotic process; protein autophosphorylation. The transcript has 6 exons. Gene Ontology annotation, molecular function: protein serine/threonine kinase activity; ATP binding. The record is from RefSeq and is a predicted model, not a curated record. The coding region runs from base 98 to 1036 and encodes 312 amino acids.